AUGGGCGUUUCGUGGCUUAACUGUCACAGUUGGGAAUGUUCGGGCCGUUUAUGGAAAACUCUCGAAGUUUCCACGCGGUUUAUAAAGAAAAUACUUGGCGGGGCAGCAGCGUUAGUAGAGACAUAGGACGGUUUGAGGACUUGCUUCAUAAACACCCGUUUCCGAACAUCUGUAACAUUUACUAAACAGGCCACUGGAUGGUCAAAAUGGAUAAAGACUACUACGACAUUUUGGGAAUUAAAAAAGGAGCGUCGGAGGACGAUAUAAAGAAAGCUUAUCGUAAGCAGGCUCUGCGCUUCCAUCCCGACAAAAACAAGUCACCGGGAGCCGAGGAAAAAUUCAAAGAAAUCGCUGAAGCUUAUGACGUUUUGAGCGACCCAAAGAAAAAGGACAUUUAUGAUCGUUAUGGUGAAGAAGGUCUGAAAGGCGGAGGCCAACCAGGUGGUGGUGGUUGUGGGGGUCCUGGUUCCUAUAGCUACAGCUUCCAGGGUGACCCUCAUGCCAUUUUUGCAGAGUUCUUCGGUGGACGUAACCCUUUCGAACAGUUCUUUGGUGCCCGCAAUGGAGGCAUGGAUGAGAAUAUGGACACUGAAGACCCUUUUACCCGCUUUGGGAUGGGGGGUGGUGGGAUGGGCGGGUUCCCUCGCUCUUUCAGCUCUGGCAUGGGAGGAAUGGGUCCUCACACUAGUGUCGUUAAGAAGCAUCAGGACCCCUCUGUGGUUCAUGAGCUCUCUGUGACCUUGGAGGAAGUUUUGUCGGGUUGCACAAAGAAAAUGAAGAUCUCUCGUAAAAGGCUGAACCCCGAUGGGCAAACGAUAAGGACAGAGGACAAAAUCCUGGAGGUGCAGAUAAAGAAGGGGUGGAAAGAGGGCACAAAAAUCACGUUUCCCAAAGAGGGGGACCAGACUCCCACAAACAUUCCAGCCGACGUGGUCUUUGUGUUGAAGGACAAGGCACAUCCGGUGUUCAAACGUGACGGCUCGGACAUCAUUUACACAGCGAAGAUUUCACUCAGAGAUGCCUUGUGUGGCUGCACAGUCAACGCACCCACACUGGACGGCAGAACGGUGACGGUGUCAACAACAGAUAUCGUGCAGCCAGGGAUGAAGCGGCGGGUGAGUGGCGAGGGGCUGCCUUAUCCCAAACGGCCCGAUCGUCGAGGCGACCUGUUAGUGGAGUAUGACGUCAGGUUCCCAGAGAGGCUCAGCCAGAGUGCCCGGGACACCAUCGCUCAAGUCCUCCCGCGGUCUUAAACAAGACCAACAGACAUCCGGGACUUUAGAAUUAUUGCACUAAUCUGGCAACUAUUUUUUUUUUUGUCAAUCAUCACAUGGACAUUUAUCUGGCGUUAUAAAUCGCAUCAGACAAUAAAGCCUGAGACAGAUGUGUGUAAACUGUCAAACAUAGUGUAACCAUCUUGGGAAGGUGCUUAUCAUGAAUGACUGCAGCAUUUCACCAGUGUAAAAUGUAAAUAUGAUCAAUAUUGUUUGGUGUUUUGGUUUGCUGAAUAAGAUUAUAUUUUGAUGAAUUCAAAUAAAAAUAUUUAUAUUAUAUAAAAAGGACAACUUUUCAUGCAAAUAAAGUUGUUUCAAAAGAGGGCAGUAGCCUAUAUUUGUUGGACUAAAUGUUGAAGCAUUGUUAUGAAAAAAACAAUAAAGAAAUGGAAACAGGUGCUGUAAAUAUUAA
Molecule: messenger RNA, 1686 nt
Organism: Perca flavescens (yellow perch)
Lineage: Eukaryota; Metazoa; Chordata; Actinopteri; Perciformes; Percidae
Gene: dnajb1b
Product: DnaJ heat shock protein family (Hsp40) member B1b
Exons: 3
Coding region: 198-1253 (351 amino acids)
Biological process (GO): negative regulation of transcription by RNA polymerase II
Cellular component (GO): cytosol
Molecular function (GO): Hsp70 protein binding; transcription corepressor activity
Source: RefSeq, a predicted model, not a curated record